Peromyscus californicus insignis is the source of this 1421-nucleotide messenger RNA. RefSeq names its product small integral membrane protein 18 (gene Smim18). The record is from RefSeq and is a predicted model, not a curated record. NCBI's taxonomy places the organism in Eukaryota, Metazoa, Chordata, Mammalia, Rodentia, Cricetidae. The transcript has 3 exons. The coding region runs from base 215 to 502 and encodes 95 amino acids.
CAGCUGCAUUAUGCGUCCAACCAAUAGAAGCACAGCUCCAUCUUGGCUGUGCACUAGACUGCAUUACUAACAGACGAUACCAUCGCUUCAGCAGCAUCUUUCCAGACAAGAGGUACAAUUUCUAGAUUCAGCUCGAAGUUGACAGAAGAGGCUAAAGGAGACAGAAACACCCCAAACCAGAUUCCAAACAGCAGUAAACAAGUGGGGCCCAAGGAUGGCUUCUGGCCACUGGAACGAGACCACGCCCUCUGUUCACCAGGACCUGGGCUUCCAAGUGCAAACCAUCUACCCUUUCCACGACAACUGGAACACGGCCUGCUUUGUCAUCCUGCUUCUGUUCAUGUUCACCGUGGUGUCCCUAGUCGUGCUGGCUUUCCUCUACGAAGCACUCGACUGCUGCUGUUGUGCCAAGAACAAAACCGUGAAGGACUUGAAAAGCGAGCCCAACCCUCUCAGGAGCAUGAUGGACAACAUCAGAAAACGGGACAGUGAGGUGGUCUAGCCCUCCUCAGAAGAUAAACAAAAGCUUACAGCCCUCUGCCUCCUGAGGAAAAUGAAAAUUUGCUGAAGGCAACCCUUACGACAACACUGAUGCUGACUUUGAGUGGCUCAAAGAUUUCCAGUAGAAACCAAGUGAGAUAAGCACUUCUGUGUGUGUGUGUGUGUCCUUCCUUAAAUACACAGUUCAUGACGGGAACCUACCAGUCUACUAACACGGCAUCUCAAAAACUAGAUGAACUAUUCCCAGCACCCACUACUGGGAAUACUGAGCAGCAGUACUCCAGCUUCCAGGCAAACUACAAUAUAAGCAGAGCUAACUGCUAAAGUAAGUAACUUGUGCCUGGUCACACACAUUAAAAACAAGUGUUUAGAUAGUAAAAUCCUACUUAAAAUGUGCAGAGUAAAACAUUUCCAGGUCGGGCAGUGGUGGUGCACGCCUUUAGUCCCAGCACUCGGGAGGCAGAGCCAGGUGGGUGAGUUUGAGGCCAACCUGGUCUACAGAGUGAGUUCCAGGACAGCCAGGGCUGUUACACAGCCUGUCUUGGGGGGAGGGGAGAACAUUUCCACUACAGAGUCCCUUUGUUAUGGCAGGAAGAAGGGGAUGAGAUAGCCUUGAUAUGUAACCCAGGCUGACCUCAAUCUUGAAGCAACCAUACUGCCUCAGCCUCCAAAACGAUGGGAUCACAGGCAUGUGCCACCACGGCACAGAGUCCCUAUUUAUUAAAAUCCAGUAUUUUAAAACUGAUUGAAGACAGUAUUUUCUUAUUUUAUUUAUUUACUUUUGGUUUUUUGAGACAGGGUUUCUCUAUGUAGCCCUGGCUGUCCUGGAAUUCACUCUGUGUAGACCAGGCUUGGCCUCAAACUCAGAGAUCCACCUGCCUGUGCCUCCCAAGUACUGGGAAUAAAGAUGUGUGCCACCA